AUGGCGAGCGGAUACGACAGAGCAUUGAGUGUCUUCUCUCCCGAUGGCCACGUCUUCCAAGUCGAAUACGCCCUCGAGGCCGUCAAACGCGGCACCUGCGCCGUAGCCGUCAAAGGCUCCAAAAUCGUCGUCCUGGGCUGCGAAAAGCGAUCCGCGAUGAAACUCCAAGAUACCCGCAUCACCCCGUCCAAAAUCAGCAUGGUCGAUACUCACGUCUGUCUCGCCUUCGCGGGCCUGAACGCUGACGCCAGGAUCUUGGUCGAUAAGGCGCGAUUGGAGGCGCAAAGUCAUCGGCUUACGGUCGAGGAUCCGGUGACCAUUGAGUAUAUCACCAAGUAUGUGGCGGGGGUACAGCAGAGGUACACGCAGUCAGGUGGUGUUAGGCCGUUUGGGAUUAGUACGUUGAUUGUUGGCUUUGAUCCGGGGAGUGAGGAGGCGAGGUUGUAUCAGACCGAGCCAUCGGGGAUUUAUAGCGCGUGGAAAGCAAACGCCAUCGGCCGCUCCUCCAAAACCGUCCGCGAAUUCCUCGAACGCAACCACACCCCCUCCCUCGACCGCCCGGCCACCAUCGAACUCACCAUCAAAUCCCUCCUUGAAGUCGUCCAGACAGGAGCCAAGAACAUCGAGAUCGCCAUCAUGGCUCCGGGCAAGGAAGUCGAGUAUUUGCAAUCGGAGGAUAUCGAGAAGAUUGUCGAGAAGAUCAAUAGUGAGAAGGAUGCUGAGGCGAGUACAAGGAGGGGUGGUGCUAGGGGUGGAAAUGCUGCUGCUGGGGGAAGUGCGGCGAGUGCGCAGGGGGCGGAGCAGGUUCUUGCUAGUCGGCCUGCUGGGGAGGGGGCGGCGGAGUGA
Recurvomyces mirabilis is the source of this 846-nucleotide messenger RNA. It is a transcript of the gene PRE6, whose product is annotated as Proteasome subunit alpha type-4. Gene Ontology annotation, cellular component: proteasome core complex; nucleus; proteasome core complex, alpha-subunit complex. The coding region runs from base 1 to 846 and encodes 281 amino acids. The transcript has 3 exons. The record is from RefSeq and is a predicted model, not a curated record. Gene Ontology annotation, biological process: proteasomal protein catabolic process; ubiquitin-dependent protein catabolic process. NCBI's taxonomy places the organism in Eukaryota, Fungi, Ascomycota, Dothideomycetes, Mycosphaerellales, Teratosphaeriaceae.